Messenger RNA from Theobroma cacao (cacao), 870 nucleotides. RefSeq lists its product as uncharacterized. The record is from RefSeq and is a predicted model, not a curated record. NCBI's taxonomy places the organism in Eukaryota, Viridiplantae, Streptophyta, Magnoliopsida, Malvales, Malvaceae.
UCAUCAAAUCAUCAUUUUCCUCCUUUCUUUUUUUCCUUUCAUAAUUUAAUUUAAUUCACCGGAAAAACUGCAGGGCCUUUUUCACCGGAGAACGUUUCCAUCUCCUUCUCCCUCUCUUCUUUAAAGAAGCUUUGACUUCAAUUUCAAUGAACAACAACACUACGAGAGUUUGUUCUGAAAAUAUAUAAAAGGAGCAAACUUUUGUGUUUCCCCUGUUUUUUUUGGGCUUUGAAAAUUGUGAGCUUUUGGGCUUUAGAAGAAAAGCAGAAUGGGCUGUGCUGGAUCGACGCCGGCCAAGGGAGACGGGAAUGUGAAAAAGAUCAGGAAGCCAAAACCCUGGAAACACCCUCAGCCAAUUACAAAGUCUCAACUUGUGCAGAUGCGUGAAGAGUUUUGGGACACUGCUCCUCAUUAUGGUGGCAGGAAAGAGAUCUGGGAUGCACUUCGAGCUGCUGCUGAAGCUGAUCUAACCCUUGCUCAAGCUAUUGUGGACAGUGCAGGGGUCAUAGUGCAAAACGCUGAUUUAACCAUCUGCUAUGAUGAAAGAGGUGCUAAGUAUGAACUACCAAAGUAUGUUUUGAGUGAGCCGACCAACUUAAUCCGAGAUAGUUGAAAAUAGAGAGAAUUCUGAGUGCUGUGUGUGCAAGAAUGAAUGUAAAUCAUGUAUAUUAUGCUCUCAUGUUCUUUGGAAACACUUGAUAAACUCAGUGCCGGCAUUUAUGCCUUUUUGGUUUUUUUCCAACUUUUAUGUUUGACCAUGGACAUUCACUAGGUUGCUGUAAGUUUCUUUGAUGAAUCGAUCAAGGGCAUAAAACAUUGGUUUUGAAUUUGGUAAGUUGUCUCAGUUUUUCUCUGGGCUUGCUAGGCAAA